Boeremia exigua is the source of this 3094-nucleotide messenger RNA. Its product is annotated as striatin Pro11. The record is from RefSeq and is a predicted model, not a curated record. NCBI's taxonomy places the organism in Eukaryota, Fungi, Ascomycota, Dothideomycetes, Pleosporales, Didymellaceae. The transcript is spliced from 4 exons. Gene Ontology annotation, molecular function: protein binding. Bases 253 to 2718 code for a protein of 821 amino acids.
UGGACUCACAACAAUCGGUGAUCGCAUGACCACAAGUUUUGUAUUCUGCUGCAGGUUGCCACAUAGCAGACUCUGCUCUAUUCGCGCACUCUCGGCCUCUGAGCAUACGAGCAGAAAUCGUCCGAGCUCCUGAGUCUUGCCCUGGAGCUUCGACACACUUGCAUCGCGCUUGUUGGCCGACCCCCGACGUCGCAUGCCCCAUCCCCACCGCCCGUCCAACAGACCGGCCGAUCACAACAGAGCAGCACCGCCAUGGCAUGGCAAUCGCCGUCGGCCAUGAACGCAGGCGGAGCGAACGGCGGAGACGGCAAUGCGCCGGCAGGGACAGAGUACACGCUGCAGGGCGUGAUGCGUUUCCUGCAACUCGAAUGGCACAACCACGAGCGUGCCCGCAAUGCCUGGGACAUUGAGCGCGCCGAGAUGAAGGCCAAGAUUGCAAAGCAAGAGGGCGAGGUGCGCAGCGCGAAGAAGCUGAACGAUCAGUUGAACAAGCACAUCCGAAUGCUGGAACAUGCCUUGACCAACGAGCGGGCGAAGAACAAGAGCGGCGGCGACGCCCAGACGGCGGACGACAAGAAGGAUGGGAAGGGGAAGAAGAGCGGCUCGAAACCUCAGAACAAGCAUCACAACUCUUUCCUCGACGUCGACCCCGAUUUCCCCGACCGACCAGACGCCGACCGCGAGGGCCUGCGCGAAAAGUCGAAGCUGUACCUGACCAAGUGUGUCGAAGAGAUCACGUAUCUGUUAACACCGCCGCCGCAACCUCCGCCACAGCAGCCCGGUAUGCAUGGCCUAGGCAACGGCGCGGGCUUCCUCAACCACGGCGAUGCUGCCAUGGAGGACAUGUACAUGCAGCAGCACCGCCAGAAGAUGCAGUCGCAGUUACCUACGCUGCCAAACAACUCGAUACCCAACCACCAGCCGCCCGUUACCUCUGAAUACCAAAACCUCGCCCAUCACCCGCAGAUGCACUCUGCCCCUCAGAUGACCCGAGAACCGUCUGGACAACAGCCUCUGCCUCAACAUGCUGGUAUCCCUUCUGAUUUCAUGGGACAACAACACCAACAGCAACAACAAGCUCAGCCUCAAACUCAACAGCAGCAUUUCUCGUCGGUACCCGAGGAACAGGUAGAGAAGGUUACGCAUACAUACGACAACCAUGGACGCCAGGUGCCGAACCGCGAAGACACAAACCAGCCCGCAAACCAGUCGAAUAUUGAUGACACGGAAAGCUGGAACUUCGAAGAGCCCAUCAGCGAGCCACAGGACAGUCUUGCCUCGAGGAGACCAGAUACAGAGAUGUUCCCAAGCGCAAAUCAGAUUCCCCCGAAAUCUCCCCCAAGAAUCGGAAAGGGGCGAAGGGCGAGUACGGACCACAAGCGCAAAGCUAGCAGCGAGCUACAAAAUCAGCAUGCGGUGGCACCGGGUGCAAGAACGGACCCUCAGAGCUUCAAGGUUCGAUUUGCACUGCGAGGCCAUCUUGACGUCGUUCGAACGGUUAUCUUCACUGGUGGCGGUAGCCCUGCUGAGCCGGAGAUUUGUACUGCAGGAGAUGAUGGCAUGAUCAAGAGAUGGAUCAUACCUGCAAGCUACGCCAAUCAACACAGCAUGAGUAAUGAUCUCGACAUCGCCUCCUUCUGGUCACACAGGGGUCAUGAGGGCGCCGUCACGUCUCUGGCGGCCUGUCCUGCUUCUGCGCAUUUCGCAACCGGUGGUCGGGUGUCUGGUGACGGAUGGAUAUUCUCAGGUGGUCAAGAUGCUACUAUACGCGUCUGGGAAAGAGGUCGUGUCGAUCCCAAGGCCACUCUUGACGGCCACAAGGAUGCCGUCUGGACUGUUUGUGUGCUGCCGACGACUUGUGCAUCAGUGUUCGGAGCAGAUUGCAGCAACUACGGUGGCCCAGAUCGCAUACUACUUGCGUCUGGUUCAGCCGAUGGCACUAUCAAGAUCUGGGCAGUCAGUGCGCCACCUCAGUUGGUCUCGCCGCAGACCAAUACGCGACGCGGUGGCAGCCGAAGACAUUCGGUCACAUCAGGUUCGAACUACCCAUCAUCGCCCCAACCAAGUGUCGCAACGUCAACGCCUUUCCACUACAUGUUGGUUCACACCAUCGAGAGGGCGACGCAUCCAUCCCCCACAUGCAUUAGCCCCUUGUCGCUGACUGGAGAGAACUUUGUCGUUUCAUUCACGGAUGCAUCAAUCAUGGUUUACGACACACGAACAGGAGAGGAGCUCAUAUGUAUGGCUAGUAACGAGACUUAUGAUGGCACUCCUGCGACUGGUAUCACAUCCGUGGUUACGAGCUCGCAAAACACCGAGUCUACCGCACAGGAUGCGGCCCGUGGAGAUGAUGAGGCGAUCCAUGGUCCAACAGGAUUGAACAGCGGUGGCGGCCUUGAGGGUGUGAUCAUUAGUGGGCAUGAAGAUCAAUUCAUCCGCUUCUUCGAUGCAAACUCCGGUCAAUGCACAUACAGCAUGCUGGCACACCCCUCCGCCAUCUCUUCCCUCUCCCUCAGCAAGGACGGCCGCGAAGCCGUAUCUGCUGGCCACGAUGCUUCGAUCCGUUUCUGGUCGCUUGACAAGCGCAUCUGCACACAAGAGAUUACCGCUCACCGCAUUAUGCGCGGUGAAGGUGUCUGCAGCGUGGUCUGGAGCCAGGAUGGGCGCCUUGUCGUCUCAGCAGGCGGCGACGGCAUCGUCAAGGUCUUUGCAAGGUAGCAUCUCCGCAGGCCACUAACAAACCCUCCCCUCAGUAACGCGCAAUGACUCUUCAGUGCGUGGGUGAAACACGACCGUAGCGUUUUUGGUCAUUGCAUUUCUAGCUGGAUCAUACCCCGCGCUUUUCUUUGGCCUCCGAACUUGAACGGCAUCAUGUAGCUGCAAUGAUUGAUGGAAUAUGGAUAUGGUAAUUAUACGCACCGGGUCAAGACUUCCCUUUGACCUCUGUUUGAAGUUUGCAUGGGGACUGUGUCAGAUGCAUAGCUCAUAGGCGCCGUCCUUCCGAUUCACUUCAGCUGUACUAUACAUUCGACUAAGACUGUAAGGCAAUGUCAGCCGAGGUCGACUUACUUUUACAUGCACUUCGUCCCAAUCU